UCAGCCAGGCAGAGCAAUCCGCACACAGGACUGUUCACUUCUGCUGGACCACAGAGAGAGAGAACAAAGGAAUACUUCAUACAAAUACAGAAUACAUCACUGAACUCAGUGAGAAGGAUAAAGAGCUGGUCUCUUCUUCAGCCGAGCAUCUUCUUCCUCACAGACAUGACUGCCUGCAUCUUCAUACGAGGAGGGAAGAUUGACAGAGAGCUGGCAGACGAUGAGAUUGAAGAGUUGCGAGAGGCGUUUGAUGAGUUUGAUAAGGAUAAGGAUGGACUGAUCAGCUGUAAGGAUCUGGGGAACCUGAUGAGGACUAUGGGCUACAUGCCUACUGAGAUGGAGCUGAUCGAAUUGGGCCAGAACAUCAACAUGAACCUGGGAGGCCGGGUGGACUUUGAGGACUUUGUGGAGCUGAUGACCCCGAAACUCCUGGCUGAGACGGCGGGCAUGAUCGGCAUGAAAGAGCUUAGAGACGCUUUCAGAGAGUUCGACAUGGAUGGAGAUGGAGCCAUCACAACAGAAGAGCUGAGGCAAGCUAUGGGGAAACUAAUGGGAGAAAGCAUGACCCGCAGAGAGAUCGAUACAGUGAUCAGAGAGGUGGACAACAACGGAGAUGGAACAGUAGACUUUGAAGAAUUUGUGAAAAUGAUGUCAAGUUGCUGAGAGAAGCAUGCAUGGAGACGCUCUGUGGGAUGAACAUAAAUACACACACGAUACGCACACUGUAUGCACACUGUCAAAUAUAAAUAUAAACACAAUCUAAUUGAGAUAGCAAAUAAAUGCAGAUUUAUACAGAAAAUGUUUCCAAACUAUGCAAACCAGUUAAUAUUUAAAUAUGUUUGCAGUUCUAUUGAAACUAUUGAAUCACAUCCAAUCACAUCAAAUUGUAUAUACGUGGCCAAAAUGUUAGAUGUUAUAUAUUAUAUUCAAUUAUUUUUGGACAAGAUUUA
This is a messenger RNA of Astyanax mexicanus (Mexican tetra), 950 nucleotides long. It is a transcript of the gene cabp5a, whose product is annotated as calcium binding protein 5a. The record is from RefSeq and is a predicted model, not a curated record. The transcript has 7 exons. Lineage: Eukaryota; Metazoa; Chordata; Actinopteri; Characiformes; Acestrorhamphidae. Gene Ontology annotation, molecular function: calcium ion binding. Bases 166 to 663 code for a protein of 165 amino acids.